AUGUCUCUAACGAUUGACAUGUCAUGCCUGUUCGACAAAAACGUUGAAUGUGGCCAUAAAUUUGUCACAGGACGUGUCUUCGUUUUCGCCACGUUAAACCGCAACUCGGAAGACGUCAGACUUGCUCAGCACAGUAGCACACGCUUAAACGCCGAUUCCAGCCACCUCCAACAUGCUCAGCACGAUCACUUGUGUAGAAUAUCGUACUGA
Macrosiphum euphorbiae (potato aphid) is the source of this 210-nucleotide messenger RNA. NCBI's taxonomy places the organism in Eukaryota, Metazoa, Arthropoda, Insecta, Hemiptera, Aphididae. The record is from the annotation of a GenBank genome assembly.